Messenger RNA from Ornithodoros turicata, 1378 nucleotides. Its product is annotated as protein lifeguard 1-like. Bases 322 to 1287 code for a protein of 321 amino acids. The record is from RefSeq and is a predicted model, not a curated record. Lineage: Eukaryota; Metazoa; Arthropoda; Arachnida; Ixodida; Argasidae. The transcript has 12 exons.
GGACGAAGAAGAAGAAGAAGAACAAAACGCGGAGCGGCUGCGUCUGCUGGAACUCCGAGACAUCUCCACGUUCGCGUUCCACCGUGAAUACGUAGCUCUGACACCACUUCUACAAAAUCCUUCGCAGACGUUCUUCAAUGCUGCUUUGCUGAAUUUCGCUGGGAGUACCGGUGCAUUUUAGGGAUAUAUUGAUGGAUACUCGCCUGUAGACGCCCAGUAGGAUUCGUGACAGGAGAAGAUCUCGGAGACAGACACCGUUAUCCGACCGCAACAUUCACAAAAUUUGCGGCCGUCGGCUAAGGAUAAGAUAAGCAAGACACCAUGCAGCCGCGACGACAAUCUGGACCAGCGCAGCAAUAUCCGUACCCUCCUCCUCCGCCAUACCAGCAAGGACCGUACCCACCCCCUGGACAAUACCAGCAAGUCCCGUAUCCACCACCUGGACAAUACCAGCAAGGACCAUACGGCGCACCGAAUCCGGGGCAAUAUCCGUACGGAUAUCCACCACGAUACGGGGGCCAAGUGCCGCCACAGGCGCAGCCUCCGCCACGUGAAGACCGUGGAUUGAACUUAUUCGGGGAGAGCAGCGAGGACCAACCACAGAAUGUCAUAUUCGAAGAUAAGACCGUUCGACUAGCCUUCAUCCGGAAAGUAUAUGCUAUUCUGUCACUGCAGCUCCUGAUGGUCACGGUUCUAGUAUGCAUCUUCGUGUUCGUGCCCGAGGCAAGGCAGGCAGCCCACAAAUAUUACAUACUCUUCAUGAUAUGUGGGUUUGUAGGCCUCGGAGUACUUCUCGCACUGAGUUGCUGUCCCGGACUAUCUCGGAGCUUUCCUAUAAAUAUGAUACUCCUGGCUGUCUUCACCUUCUUCGACGGAUUAUCACUGGCAGGUAUAUGCUCACACUACAGGGCAGACGAAGUGGUGCUUGCUGCAGGAGCCACGACGGUGGUUUUCUUCGCUCUAACCAUAUUCGCGUUCCAAACAAAGAUUGACUUCACUGUCUGUCACACAGCCCUGUUUGGUGCAAUGAUAAUACUGUUCAUUGUGGGAAUAGCUAUGAUAAUCUUCCCAAGCAGGACAUUGAGGAUCAUUUACAGCGGCUUCGGGGCAUUGAUCUUCACUUUCUACAUAAUCGUAGACACGCAGUCCAUAGCCGGGGGUAACCGUGCAGAAAUUCUCUCUCCUGAGGACUACGUCGUGGGCGCCAUCAUACUGUACACGGAUAUCACGAGGCUUUUCCUGAUGCUGCUUCAACUCCUGAAUUCGCUCAACAACGACAACAAUUAGGAGACACCCAUCGUGGCCGCGUUCCCUCUGAACGCAAUGCUACACGACACUUAUUGAAAAAAAUAAGAAUAAAAUUAUUGAAUUAAUCGUA